GGAUGGAAAGGAAGUUAGCCAGGCAGAGAUGUUCAUUGAGACUCGACAAAGUCGAAAAGGAAAACAGCUGGAUGAGGAAACUUCAAGUGUAAUUUCUAAGCUUCAAGAAUCAGUUCAGAAUUCAACUGAAUCUGAGACAUUUAACUCCUUGUUUGGGAAAGAAAAAUCUAGACGAGUUCGUUGCUAUGGAAGAACAAUAACACCUACCAUGCUUAAAAGAAAAGAAGAAAUUCUGGUUAUUAAAAGGCAGCAUAAUGAUGAAGUGGCUGGCAUGAAGAGGGAGAUGGAUGGUAUGAAGGCGCUAUUUAAGACAAUGAUGAAGCAACAAAACCCACAAAUGAGCGACGAGGAGAUCUCUAAUUUGAUGGCAAGUGCUAUGGGCUGUUCCAUUAGUUCUACUGCUGCUCCUGCUGAUCCACAUUCGUCUGCAUCAACUCAUAUUCCGCAUUGCGAACAGAAACUGUAUAGGGCACUUAAUAGGGCACUGAAUAGGGCACUGAAUUCGAAACUGAAUUAUCAAGAAUUAGAAACUGGAUCACAUCUUGUUAUAGUUUUACUGUUGUACAAAUUUUGUUAUAGUGUUAUUGGUUUUACAGAUUUUAAGCAUCUUGUUAUAGUGUUAUUGGUUGGUACAAAUUUUGUGAAUGCUAGUAACAUUGAUGGUGGAGAGGAAUCAGAUUGUGAUGAAGAUAUGGAAGAAGCUUGUGAUGAUCAUGAAGAUGUGGAAGAAGUUUGUGCUGAUCAUGAAGAUGUUGAAGAAGAUGUGGAAGAAGAGCAAGGAGAAGAUCAAGAAGAAUAG
Vicia villosa (hairy vetch) is the source of this 799-nucleotide messenger RNA. RefSeq lists its product as uncharacterized. The record is from RefSeq and is a predicted model, not a curated record. Bases 29 to 799 code for a protein of 256 amino acids. The transcript has 5 exons. NCBI's taxonomy places the organism in Eukaryota, Viridiplantae, Streptophyta, Magnoliopsida, Fabales, Fabaceae.